AUGAAAGACCAUUACCUCGUAAUGGAUAAUGCUCCUAUCCAUACAUCAGAGGACAUAGCCAGAUACGUAGAAUCGCGCGGAUACCGCUGCACUUGUUUACCGUCCCAUUCUUCUGAGCUCAACCCAAUCGAGCAAUUCUGGUCAGUUGUAAAGAGUAAAGUAAAACGUAACGGGUUCCUGGAAAAGGACACCUUGAUGACGAGAAUCAGUGAGGCUUCUAAUACCUUGAGGUUAAGUGAUUUUAAAGGGUUUGCUGAGCAUUCUCUUAAAUGCUUGAACAAGUGUCGUAAUAGGCAACCACUCUGA
This is a messenger RNA of Rhizopus microsporus ATCC 52813, 306 nucleotides long. RefSeq lists its product as uncharacterized. Bases 1 to 306 code for a protein of 101 amino acids. The transcript has a single exon. NCBI's taxonomy places the organism in Eukaryota, Fungi, Mucoromycota, Mucoromycetes, Mucorales, Rhizopodaceae. The record is from RefSeq and is a predicted model, not a curated record. Gene Ontology annotation, molecular function: nucleic acid binding.